This is a messenger RNA of Micromonas commoda, 1932 nucleotides long. RefSeq lists its product with no specific name. Gene Ontology annotation, cellular component: mitochondrion. The annotation marks the transcript as partial. Gene Ontology annotation, molecular function: oxidoreductase activity. The transcript is spliced from 2 exons. Lineage: Eukaryota; Viridiplantae; Chlorophyta; Mamiellophyceae; Mamiellales; Mamiellaceae. The record is from RefSeq and is a predicted model, not a curated record.
AUGUCGAUGAAUGGUAAAUCGGCGUUGGUCACCGGUGCGGGCUCGGGCAUCGGCCGAGGCUUGUGCGCGCGCCUCGCCCGGGAGGGAGCAUCGGGAAUCACCAUGGUGGACCUUUCCGACGAUGGUCUCGCCAAGACCAGCGCGCUGGUCUCCGCUGCGAACCCGAAGUGCGUCACCCGGCUGAUCAGUGCCGACGUGGCCAACGCUGAGGAUCUGGAGCGGGCGUUCCGAGGGCACGUCCGCGAGUUUGGCGAUCUUCAUGCGUGCUUCAACAACGCGGGUAUCGGCGAGCGCGCGAAUUGGAGAUCGGUGGUCGAUGUCAAUCUGAACGCUGUCAUCCAGGGGACGAGGCUCGCGGUGGACGCCAUGAGAGGCAAGAUGGGUUCCGCCAAAACAUCCUCUUCCGACCGCGUUGUGGUCAACGUCGCCUCCGCCGGUGGAGUAUUUCCCAUGCCUCAGGCUCCCGUGUACUCCGCCACGAAAGCCGCGGUGGUUCUGUACACGCAAUCCCUCGCGCAUCUCCACAAGACGCACGGCGUUAGGGUCAACGCACUCUGCCCGCAGUUCACGGACACCGCCCUUGUGCAAGGGCAGUUUCAGGCCAUCGGCGAGGCUGGGGCCAAGGCGCUCCUCGCGCAGACGGGUGGCGAGCUGCUGACCGUCGAGCAGGUGGUGGAUGCAGCGAUGGAGCUCGUGCGAGAUGAGACCAAGGCGGGCGCGGCACUCGCCGUGAUGAACAGAGGGGAUAGUAGCGGGGGAUUUGUCGCGUAUGUCCCUGCGCCAAAUCCAAAGUUUUGGAAACGCAUCAGAACGAGUAGCCUUGUGCCUGGGAUGGGAUCGGAUGCAGUCGGGAGGUAUCCCGCUCCGUCGUCCCUGCCGUCGACGUUUCGCAAGGUGGUGGUACACCUACUUUCCGCGGACUUUGCCUCUGCAACCAAGAUCGUCGACGUACCGAUGCCGCGACCUGCAGCCGGCGAGGUACUCAUUGAACGCCGCUACACCGGAGUGAAUGCGUCCGAUGUCAACUUUUCUGCGGGGAGGUAUUUCGGUGGUGCUAAGCAGGCUGCAUCGAAACUCCCCUUCGACGCGGGGUUCGAAUCGGUCGGAGUUGUGGCGGCUGUGGGGAGCGGAGUGAAGCUGCAGCCAGGGCAGCCUGUCGCGACGCUCACCUACGGAGGGUUCAGCGAGUACGCUGUCGAGAGAGCCGAGUUGGUGAUGCCGGUGCCAGAGGCGUCUCCCAGGGCCCUCGUAAUGCUCACCUCGGGUCUGACCGCAAGUCUCGCUCUGGAGAUGACGGGUGGAAUCCCGCUGGAUGACGCCCUGCGAGGGGGCUCUGCGAAGGGGAAACCAAAGACAGUUUUGGUCACCGCCGCGGCGGGUGGCACUGGUCAGAUCGCGGUACAGAUCGCAAAGCUCGCGGGACAUCGCGUAGUUGCCACCUGUGGAGGUGAUGCUAAAGCUAAGAUGCUUACUGAUCUCGGUGUUGAUAGGGUGAUCAACUAUCGCAAGGAAAAGGUCCGAGACGUCCUUAGGAGAGAGUUCAAGCAGGGUGUCGAUGUUGUGUAUGAAUCGGUGGGUGGCGAGAUGUUUUCGGAUGCGAUGGACGCGCUCGCUCCGAAGGGCGUCUGCAUUAUCAUCGGGAUGAUGAGUCAAUACACUUCGGGUGGAUCCGAUGCCAAGAGCGCGUGGGUUCCGAGCAACCACCCUGGACUGCCGGAGAAACUGCUCUGGAAGAGUGCGAGCUUGCGUGGGUUCUUCCUGCCGCAAUACGCCGCUCACUUCAAGAGGCACCUCACAGGUCUGUUCAGGUUGAUGCAGAAGGGGCAGCUCAGAGGGGAGAUCGACCCGACGCGGUUCGCCGGUCUGGAGGCGGUGAACGACGCGGUCGCACACUUACAGGGUGGUAAGAGCAUAGGGAAGGUGGUGGUUGAC